Molecule: messenger RNA, 2908 nt
Organism: Coccinella septempunctata (seven-spotted ladybird)
Lineage: Eukaryota; Metazoa; Arthropoda; Insecta; Coleoptera; Coccinellidae
Product: 3-ketodihydrosphingosine reductase
Exons: 2
Coding region: 697-1695 (332 amino acids)
Biological process (GO): sphingolipid biosynthetic process
Cellular component (GO): endoplasmic reticulum membrane
Molecular function (GO): 3-dehydrosphinganine reductase activity
Source: RefSeq, a predicted model, not a curated record
GUGACGACCCCGCGUACCCUAGUCAACCGGGGCCCAAGGGCCCAAAGGUAAGUAACGAAAUUGAACUGAAUAAAUCGGGCUGACAGAAAUCUACAUUAAUCUUUCAGUAUACCAUGGAGAACUUGCCGACAUCGGAAGUGAAUUACGAUAGACCGGUUUCGCUCUUGUUUGAGCUCGUCAGUAUCGCCAAAGAGGAACUUAAUCUUUGGCAGAGACAAACUUUCUGUUUGGUAUCGCAUAACUCAACCAAAAGACGAACUCAAACAAGAGCGAAACCGGUACUCUAUCUACGGAAAAACGAGACCACAAUAAUUGUCGCCACUGUCUUGUUAGAGUCACUGUACAGUGUAGUACGUGUGGUGGUAGUACCAUUGUAAAAAGACCUUUAAACAAUGGUAGUACGCCCCUGACUGGAAUGCUAAAAAUGGAAGUAUAGUGUUCUGUAGUUCUGUUCUGUGCUCAAAGACCUCUUCCAUCUGUGAAUUCAAUGUUUGUCAACUAUCCGAUAGAUGUCUACCGUUAAAAGUAAACAAAUUCGUUUUCUAUCAUGAAAUUUCUAUUGAACCCCUUGUGAGUGUGUAAUUCUUUGAUUCCUAUUAAAUUAGUGUUAUGAUCAAGUGGUUGCGAUUAUUCUGCCGGUUUUAAAUAUUUUUAUUUUCUCAUCAAGUGAAACUCUGUUGUGACCAAACGUCCACAAUGGUUAUUUUUCUCUUGAUUCCGUUUAUUAUUUUUAUGCUUGUGCGAAAGUUUUUAGUUAGAAAGGAAGUGAAAAAUAUAGCCAAUAAGCACAUAGUUGUUAUUGGAGGAUCUAGCGGUAUUGGCAAAUCCAUCGCAGAAUUGGCAGCAAGGAAGAAUGCUCAUGUGACGAUAAUUGCAAGAAAUAUUGACAAACUGGCUCAGGCAAUAGAAGACAUACGAAAGUGUUCCGUGAAUCCAGCUGAACAGAGAAUCAGUUAUGUGUCAGUAGAUGUAACAAACUUUGAAGAUAUUGAAAACAAUUUAUGUGAAAUUGAAGAGACCAUAGGCCCCAUAUAUAUGCUUGUCAACUGUGCCGGAUUUGCCAUUUGUGGCGAAAUGGAAAGAUUUUCAGUACAUGAAAUUAAAUCUCUAAUAAACAUAAAUAUCUUGGGAAGUAUCUACCCCGUCAAAGCAAUAAUCCCAAAAUUCAAACAAAGAAGAGAAGGUAUAAUUGUGUUAACUGGAUCGUUGGUAUCACUUUUCGGAAUGUAUGGAUAUUCAAUAUAUUCCAGCUGCAAAUUUGCACUGAGGGGUCUUGCUGAAGCCAUUCAUAUGGAAUUGAAACCAUUUGGUGUAACUGUUACAUUAGCUUUACCUCCGGAUACAGACACUCCCGGUUUUCACCAGGAAAAUAAAUCCAAACCAAUAGAAACAUCAAAAAUAUCGACAAUGGGCACUCUUUAUAAACCUGAUGAAGUAGCUGAGAAAAUUUUACGAGAUGCUCUGGAUGGAAAUUUUUUCAGUUAUAUUGGAUUCAAUGGUUUCAUUCUUACAACAUUAUGCAAGGGAUUCAGCCCAUUCAAGUCUUUCCGUCAGGUUAUCUUUGAAUCAGCCAUACUUGGAUUGAUUCGUUUCGUUUCUGCUUUCUAUGUUGUCCAGAUGCAGAAAAUCAUACAACUUUGUUUUGAUGAGAAAGAGCAAAGAAAACGAGGGCAGCGAAAAAAUAAAUAUACUUAAUUUUUUUCUGAUAUCUACUUGUACUUAUUACAAGAAGGUAUUGUUAUUAUAUUCUAAUAUAUGCCAACCAACAUGGUUUUUUGCAAUUGUUACCAUUUAGGUUAGUCAGAAGAACGCACUCGGAAGUGGAAAACAGUUUGAACAUAUGAAAAUGUUUGGUGUUGUAUACAGAGUGUGCCAAGUCUAUGGUGCAUUGAUGAAGGCAUCCUGAAUUAGUGGUGAUCUCUUAUAUAAGUAAUUUGAUUCUUUGCAGUGAUGAUCUGGUCCCCUUUGAAAAAAAAUCAUCUUUUUUGUAAUAGUACAAUUAUUUUGCACUUUUUUAAAAAUCAGCAUCUAACUUACAUUUAAGCUUGAAAAAAAAGGCUACUCCAGAUCUCAAAGAUACUGACUAAAAAAGUGAAUAGUACUAUACUGAAUUCAUGCUCAUCUAUGAAAUUCAUAACAUAAUUUCUCAUCUGUAUGACCGGUUUUUAUAUUGAAAUUUGUUCACAGUAUUUGAAAAUUGAAGGUGCCACAAGAAGUUUGAAAUUUUGAUUUUUCAAUUGAGUAUAAGUGCCUAAUAUAAAUCUCUAGUUUAUUAUCUUCUAUUGAUUAAGUUUUUUGAAUAGAAGCAGAAUUAAUUUUUUUUAAAUUCUUCCUAACAUAGUAAUUAUUCUCGUUGGUGUUAACGUCCAUCGUUAAAUUAGGCUUUUAUUAUUGGAAUUUGGCCAAAAUACGGUUUUGGGUUAAUAAUGUUUAUUUAAAAAUUGCCAACAGUAAAAACAUUCCAGAUUGGCAAGGAAAAUAUUAGUUUCAAAUUAAUGCUAUUCAAAGUUCGAACUAAAUUUAAAAUAAGCCUUGAGAAAGGAACGAAUUACUCGGAAACGUCGGUAUUUUCAUUCAUGUUUUGAAGCCAGAAGCGUCGUGUUGAAAUUUCCAAAAUGAAAUUAUUGUUCCAAGGUUUGUGAUUCAUCGUCAAGUUAAAGAAGACAUACAAAAUAUAUUAAUCGCAAACAAAGAAGUGUGUCCACACAAUUUCAAUUAGAAAUCCGGGGUAAACGAAGCUACUUCAUAAUAUCUUUCUUGAAUUUUUUCAGUGGGAAUUGCAUUUCCUUCCAAUAUAUUAGUAUUGUUAGAACUGACGUUCAAUUCACGAUUUUUCGUGCUAUGUUUUUAUUAAUUGUUGCUAGGGUUCACCUCAACACUUUGAAAUAAAUGUUCUGUUUUAAUAAAA